AUGGCUAGCUUUAAAAUGCAUUUUUUGUGCCUUUUUCUCCUAUGUUGGUGUGCCACAGCACUGGGAGAAGAAGGAUACGUGAAGUACAAAGACCCCAAUCAACCGUUGCCCGUCCGGAUUAAAGAUCUAAUGGACCGGAUGACUCUUGCUGAGAAGAUUGGUCAGAUGACACAGCUCGACCGAACAGCUGCCACACCUGAAAUCGUGAAAGAUUACUUCAUCGGGAGCUUAUUGAGUGGUGGAGGGAGUGUUCCAUCUCCGAAAGCCUCGCCGGAGACUUGGGUCGAUAUGGUGAAUGGCUUCCAAAAGGGCGCUCUUUCAACCCGUCUGGGGAUCCCAAUGAUCUACGGCAUCGACGCCGUCCAUGGCCACAACAAUGUCUAUAGAGCGACCGUAUUCCCCCACAAUAUUGGGCUUGGAGCCACCAGGGAUCCAGAACUUGUGAAGAGGAUUGGUGCUGCAACCGCUCUAGAAGUUCGAGCGACGGGAAUUCCGUAUGUCUUUGCUCCAUGUAUCGCGGUUUGUAGAGAUCCGAGAUGGGGUCGAUGCUAUGAAAGCUACAGCGAAGAUCACAAGAUAGUACAGGCAAUGACAGAGAUCAUCCCUGGUCUACAAGGAGAAAUUCCGGCGACAUCUCGGAAGGGUGUCCCUUACGUCUCCGGAAAGUACAAAGUAGCAGCCUGUGCCAAGCACUUUGUUGGUGAUGGUGGCACAAAUAAGGGAAUUAAUGAGAACAACACCAUCAUCGACUUCCAUGGUCUGCUCAGCAUUCACAUGCCCGGAUACUACAAUGCGAUCAUCAAAGGUGUCUCGACCAUCAUGGUCUCUUAUUCUAGCUGGAAUGGGAAGAAGAUGCAUGCUAAUCGCAAUCUCGUUACUGACUUCCUUAAGAACAAGCUCCAUUUCAGGGGAUUUGUCAUCUCCGACUGGCAGGGAAUCGAUAGGAUCACGUCGCCACCCAAAGCAAAUUACUCAUAUUCCAUCCAAGCUGGAAUUCACGCUGGCAUUGACAUGGUCAUGGUCCCAUACAACCACACCGAGUUCAUCGAUGAUCUGACAGCCCAAGUGAAAAACAAAGUCAUCCCCAUGAGCCGAAUCGACGAUGCCGUCAGAAGGAUCUUGCGUGUCAAAUUCGUCAUGGGUCUCUUCGAGAAUCCCUUGGCCGACUACAGCCUCGUCGACCAGCUCGGAAGCCAGGCACACAGGGAUUUGGCCAGGGAAGCGGUCAGGAAGUCAUUGGUGCUGUUGAAAAAUGGAAAAUGCAAUGAUGAGCCGCUGCUGCCGCUCCCGAAGAAGGCGCCGAAGAUCCUUGUAGCUGGGACCCACGCCAACAACUUGGGAAACCAAUGUGGUGGGUGGACCAUCUUGUGGCAAGGAGUUGAUGGGAAUAAUCUUACUACUGGAACUACCAUUCUCAAUGCUAUCUCAUCAACUGUCGAUCCAGCCACUGAAAUUGUCUACAGCGAGAAUCCCGACGCCGACUUACUCAAAUCCAAUGAUUUCUCUUAUGCGAUCGUUGUCGUUGGAGAGCCUCCUUAUGCAGAAACCGCCGGCGAUAACCUCAACCUAACGAUACCGGAGCCCGGACCCAGUACAAUCAAGAAUGUGUGCGGCACAGUCAAGUGUGUCGUCGUUAUCAUCUCCGGCCGGCCACUUGUGAUCGAACCAUAUGUUCCUAUCAUGGAUGCCAUAGUGGCUGCAUGGCUUCCAGGCACCGAAGGCCAAGGCAUCACCGACGUCCUCUACGGCGACUACGGGUUCUCCGGCAAGCUCUCUCGGACAUGGUUCAAAUCCGUCGAUCAGCUCCCCAUGAACGUUGGCGACUCGCAUUAUGAUCCACUCUACCCAUUCGGAUUCGGGCUCACGACAGAGCCUACUUCUCAAAAUUAGAGAAAUCAAAUUUCUAACUAGUGUUUUUUCGU
This is a messenger RNA of Magnolia sinica, 1922 nucleotides long. RefSeq lists its product as uncharacterized. The coding region runs from base 1 to 1890 and encodes 629 amino acids. The record is from RefSeq and is a predicted model, not a curated record. The transcript has 9 exons. Gene Ontology annotation, biological process: glucan catabolic process. NCBI's taxonomy places the organism in Eukaryota, Viridiplantae, Streptophyta, Magnoliopsida, Magnoliales, Magnoliaceae. Gene Ontology annotation, molecular function: beta-glucosidase activity.